Messenger RNA from Cucurbitaria berberidis CBS 394.84, 902 nucleotides. RefSeq lists its product as uncharacterized. The transcript has a single exon. Bases 31 to 672 code for a protein of 213 amino acids. The record is from RefSeq and is a predicted model, not a curated record. NCBI's taxonomy places the organism in Eukaryota, Fungi, Ascomycota, Dothideomycetes, Pleosporales, Cucurbitariaceae. Gene Ontology annotation, biological process: RNA splicing. Gene Ontology annotation, cellular component: precatalytic spliceosome.
ACUCAUACUCAACACAACACAACAAACACCAUGUCGGACAGCGAGCGACCGCGCCGUGAGCGAGACAGUCGUCGUGGGCCACGAGACUCUCGCGACGGCGAUGCACCCAACGAGCGGCGCAACCGAUCGCGCAGUCCACGACGAGAGCGCGGCGGCCGGCGCGACAACCGCUACCGCUCACGAUCACCAUUCCGGCGAGAGGAGCGCGAUAGCCGAGAAAGUGGCAGAGGAGACAGAGGAGGCAGAGGCGACCGCGGACGAGGUCGAGAUGACAGAGGAGGCCGCAACGACAAACGAUCAGACCGGGCGCCACCCACAGGUCCUCGCAGCAGUGCCGCACCGCCUGCCAGAACCAACGACCCCCGUCCCAGUAAUGGUGGCCCCGUUAAGCCUCCCCCUACUGGCCCGCGAAUAAACCCUGCUGUCAUCGACGAAGAGGAAACUCCUGACGUGGAAAUGCAAGAGGAGAAGCAGAAGCCCAAUGAUAUGGACGAGGAUACGUGGGAAAUGUACAAAGCUAUGGGUUUUGGGGGUUUCAAGAGCACGAAGAAUACGAAGGUGCCAGGGAACGAUAAGAACUUUGGGAUACGGAGGGACAAGCAGAUGGAGGCGAGACAGUACAUGAACAGGCAGGGUGGAUUCAACAGACCGUUGUCGCCUGGGAGGGGUUGAAGAGAUGUGCAGGAAAAUCAAUACUACACUACUUAGAUUGGACGGCGGCGAGCAGUGCCGGAGUUUUAGGAUAUUGAAGUCGAGGUUAUGGCUGCGGCAGGCUUGAUAUGAUUCAAUGCGUCAGGCUGGCCAAAGGCAUGCUACGGGCAACUCGGUUAUUACGGCCUUCGCAAACCUUCGAGGCGCGCACAUUCACAUUUAGAAUCGGCUGGUUACGGUAUGGCUUCCCC